Gastrolobium bilobum is the source of this 1118-nucleotide messenger RNA. RefSeq names its product protein ELF4-LIKE 4-like. Lineage: Eukaryota; Viridiplantae; Streptophyta; Magnoliopsida; Fabales; Fabaceae. The coding region runs from base 453 to 797 and encodes 114 amino acids. The transcript is spliced from 3 exons. The record is from RefSeq and is a predicted model, not a curated record. Gene Ontology annotation, biological process: positive regulation of circadian rhythm; entrainment of circadian clock.
GAGAAAACACAAGGCAUGAGCAUAUAAUAUGUAUGGAAUGGUGUUCACUGUCUCCAACUUGUAAUAGAAAACCUGUCUGUCCCUCUAAAGUGGUGUUUUGUGCACCCAACACAACAUUACACCCUCUCGGUUAUGUAAACGAGGUUUUCUCACUAUCAUAUCAUAAUAUUAUGUGUUUUCGUCUCUUCUCUUUGUUUUUUUCUUCAUGAUUUCAGGGUCAUAUUCCAUUCUUUCUUUUUACCUAUAUUUCUCCACACAAAAAACAGAAAAAUCUCUUUUUUCCAUUUAAUUCCAAUAAAUUUCCCAUUUUUUCGCUCUCCCUUUGACGUCAGCUACCACAACUCGGAUGCUUCACUUUCUCAAGAUAGAUUGAGCAUCCUACUCGGUUGCCUCUUUAUAUUUUCUUCUUUAAAUUUUGAUUAUUUGUUAACUGAAUCAUAAGUGUAAUUGGAAUGGAAGGUGAUAUAUUUGGAGAUAUAGGUAACACAACUCAAGUAGAUAGCAGACUUUUACAGGUAUUUCAGAAGAGCUUAUUGCAAGCCCAAGAUAUUUUGAAUCAGAACCGGCUGCUAAUCAAUGAGAUAAACCAAAAUCACGAGUCCAAGAUGCCUGAUAAUCUGAAUCGUAAUGUGGGUUUGAUUAGAGAGCUCAACAGCAAUAUCAGAAGGGUGGUUGAUCUCUAUGCUGAUCUUUCAAGUUCUUUUACCAAGUCCAGGGAGGCUUCAUCUGAAGGGGACUCCAGUGGGACUCUGAAGUCUGAUGGAAAAGUCAACCAGAAGAGAAUUAGAUCCAGCUAAUCCAUUGAAUUUGAGCUUUCAUAUAAAGCACUGCAAUCAAGAAGUUUAUUCUGAUGCUGGAAAUAAUUUGUUUGGUGAGACUGUGUAUAACUCCUCCAAAGUUUUUUUUAUGCCAAGUCUUCUAUAUUAAUUUCAUGUCUAGAAGGCAUAGAGCUUUAGUUAAUCAUCUAAUCUAUUAAAGUAGCAUCAAUUUGAGAAAUGUACAACUGUGAUUUCCUAUAAAACUGUUAGAACCAUGAAAUGAAGGCAUGUUCAUGGACCAUUUAAUCCAGUUUCCAAGCUUGAACAUCUUAGAUCUUAUUGAUAUUUAAUUGCAAGUUC